Messenger RNA from Microbotryum saponariae, 2832 nucleotides. Lineage: Eukaryota; Fungi; Basidiomycota; Microbotryomycetes; Microbotryales; Microbotryaceae. The record is from the annotation of a GenBank genome assembly.
AUGAGUGGACUCUUGGCUCGAAUGCCUUUCCGUCGACAGGACUCGACACACAACGCAGCCGACGCAGCCGACGCAGCCGAUGCCCCCUUGCCCGAGCGCGAGCAGACCCCUUCCCUCUCCGAGAAGUCCUCGCCGGCCUACGGCGCAGACGUCAAGGACGAUGGCGUCGACGCUCACCACACCGCGGCACCUGAUGCUGCCGUGGCCGACCUCGACCCUCGCAACUUGCUCUCGAACGGCAAGGAGGUAAGUCAAAAGCCUCAAGUUCGCUUUGCUCCCUGCUAGCAAAAUUUUGCGGCGGGUGUGGCGACACGCCCGCUUGGCGUUAUCUGCGGGCCGGCUAAGAUCACGCCACCCGAGCCGAUAAGGACAGGCGAGCUAGGCGGUUUCAGUCUUUGGGGUGAAAUGAAGCUGACCAUCUGCAAUCGUUCUCUACUUCCUUAUAGCGACCGAUCGAGACCGCCGAAGAUAUCUCUACUCGGUGAGUUUUCGUGUGGUGGCGUCGGUGCACAGGCCGCCGCCCGGCCUAUUGAAGAUCUCUGACUCCGACACCUUGCUGACUGCUUCGGCUCUACUUCACAUCAUGCAGAUGCAUCUCACUCGAAGAUGACCCCACACUCAUUGUCCACACUAUUCGCAUGUGGUUCAUCGGCCUCGGUUUGACGUGUUUUGCCGCCGUCCUCGGCCAGAUCUUCUACUUCAGGCCCCAGGUGAGCCUCCUUUCUGGGCCCACGACAAUUGACUCUGCCGGACCUCUUGCUGACACCACCAUGCCUUCCCAUUGCCACAGACCGUUUUCGUCUCGCAACUCUUCAUCCAGGUCAUUGCCUUCAUUAUGGGAAAAGCAUGGGCCAAGGUCCUCCCUGGUCCCGAGAAGGGCAAGUUCUGGGCCAUCCUCAACCCUUGCGACUUCAACAUCAAGGAGCACGUCGCCAUCCUCGUCAUGAGUUCGACCGCCACCGACUCGGCUCUCGCCAUCUCCGUCUUCGCCGCCGAGGAGCUGUACUACAACAUUAGCCCCAACUACGGUGUUGCCAUCUUCACCUUGCUUGGCUCGCAAUUGUUCGGUUACGGUAUUGCCGGCUUGAUGCGAUCCUUCACCGUGUUCCCGACCUACAUUGUCUUCCCCAACUUGGUCCCCGUCGUCUCGCUCUUCGACGCGUUCCACCGUGACCCCAACGGACCCGCGCAGAAGAAGCGUCUGCGGUUCUUCUGGAUCACUUUCAUUGCCAUCUUUAUGUGGGAGUGGAUCCCCGAGUUCGUCGCCCCCACGCUCACCGGCAUUUCGAUUUUCUGCCUCGCCAACCGCAAUUCGCCUUGGUUCACCCGCAUCUUUGGUGGCUCCAACGGUAACGAAGGUCUCGGCAUGUUCUCGAUCUGCCUUGACUGGAACUACAUCGGCUCCGGUGGUGGAUCACUUGGUGCCCUCUUCACGCCUUUCAGCACUCGUACGUCUUUCCAGAUCUAGAAUCGAUCAAGGCAUGACACUGAUUCUUUCCGUUGCAUGCGUUCACGCUCACAGAGGUCUCGCAAUACGCGGGUGUUGGUCUGUGCUGCAUCCUCUUCUGCGCUUGCUACGUCAACGACGUCUGGAGGGCCAAGAGCUUCCCCUUCCUGUCGCAACAACUCUUUUACGAGAACGGAACCGAGUACGAUCAAUUGUCCAUCCUCAACCCCGACUUCUCUCUCAACCAGACCCUGCUCGAGCAGCAAGGUAUCCCCUGGUACGCGACCUCGAACGCCAUCUACUACCUCGGCUCCAACUUGGCCAUCGGUGCUUCGCUCUCGCACGUCGUUGUGUGGUUCCUUCCUUCGAUUAUGAAGGCCUUCAAGGAGUACCGCGACCGAUCGCAACCCGACCCGCACUACCAGAAGAUGUUGGUCUACCGCGAAGUCCCCAUGUGGUGGUACGGCGCUACCCUCGUCAUUUCUUUCGCUAUGGCCAUGGCGACGUGCUACACCGGUCACUCUCAGCUUCCUUGGUGGGCCUUGAUCGUCGCGUUCAUACUAGCUGCGAUCGUCUUCCCCCCUGUCUUGGUCGUCUACGCUGUCACCGGUUUCAAUACCGACGUUCAGCAGCUCGCUCAGAUGCUCGGUGCCGCGAUCGUCCCCGGAAACUCGCGAGCCAACCUCUACUUUACCCUCUACGGCUCCAACUCGGUCUCGCAAGCUCGUGGCCUGACCCGUGAUCUUAAGCUCGGCCAGUACACCAAGCUGCCUCCUAUCUCGACCUUCGUCUGCCAGGUCGUCGGUACCGUCGUCGGCGCCAUCUUGCAGCUUAUCAUCAUGAAGUCGAUCAUCAGCGCCCAGCGUGAGAUCCUCUUGUCGGUCCAGGGUACCAACAUUUGGUCCGGUCAACAGGUCCAGUCCUACAACUCGCAGGCGGUCUCGUGGGGUGCGCUCGCCAAGUCCAUGUACGGCCCCGGUCGCCCUUACUUCAUCAUCCCCAUGUCGAUCGUCAUCGGCUUGUUCGUGCCCCUCCCCUUCUGGGUCGGCCACAAGUUCUUCCCCAAGUUGAGGCUGAACCAGGUCGUCACGCCCAUCAUGUGCUGGUGCCUUGGUUUCCUCUCGGUCGGCAUCAACUCGUCCGUCUUCGGCACCAUGUUGAUCGCGCUCUUCUCGCAAUACUACCUCCGCCGAUACCGCGCGACCUGGUUCCGCAAGUACAAUUACCUCCUUUCGGCCGGUCUCGACGGUGGAACGCAGUUCAUGGUCUUCAUCGCCACCUUCGCUCUCUUCGGUGGUUCGGGCAAGUCGGUCGUCAUGCCCACAUGGGCUUUGAACCCCGAUGGUGAUUCGUACAACUUCGACUACUGCCAGAAGUUGACGUAA